AUGAGAUUCGUCAAAAAAUUGAAGGUGGCGCCGGUCUCAUCCAAUGUGAUAAACGCCACAAACCCUAAUGGAGAUUCUUGGACUGAUCUUUUAGACGAUUUCGACUCACCUCUACCUCUCGAUGCCAGCGAAGGAGGAUUUUUCUCGGGAAAUUUCGUGCCUCCCCCACCCCGACCGCUUUUCCUCGACGAAUCGGCCACGCCGGAUGGACUAACCACAAACUGUAUCAAUGAAACUGUAUCAAAAAACUGUAUCAAAAAAACUGUAUCAAAGAAACCGUAUCAAAGAAACCGUAUCAAAGAAACCGUAUCAAAAAAACCGUAUCAAAGAAACCGUAUCAAAGAAACCGUAUCAAAGAAACCGUAUCAAAGAAACCGUAUCAAAGAAACCGUAUCAAAGAAACCGUAUCAAAGAAACCGUAUCAAAGAAUCUGUAUCAAAGAAACUCUAUCAAAGAAACUGUAUCAAAGAAAACGUAAAAAACUGUAUCAAAGAAAUAAUCAAAGUAACUAUCAAAGAUACUGUCAAAGAUACUAUCAAAGAUACUAUCAAAGAUACUAUCAAAGAUACUAUCAAAGAUACUAUCAAAGAUACUAUCAAAGAUACUAUCAAAGAUACUAUCAAAGAUACUAUCAAAGAUACUAUCAAAUAUACUAUCAAAGAUACUAUCAAAGAUACUAUCAAAUAUACUAUCAAAGAUACUAUCAAAGAUACUAUCAAAAAUACUAUCAAAGAUACUAUUAAAGAUACCAUCAAAGAUACUAUCAAAGAUACUAUCAAAGAUACUAUCAAAGAUACUGUAUCAAAAAGACUAAAUCAAAGAAACUUUAUCAAAGAGACUGUAUCAAAGAAACUGUAUCAAAGAAACUGUAUCAAAGAAACUGUAUCAAAGAAACUGUAUCAAAGAAACUGUAUCAAAGAAACUGUAUCAGAGAAACUGUAUCAAAGAAACUGUAUCAAUGAAACUAAACCGUAUCAAAGAAACCGUAUCAAAGAAACCGUAUCAAAAAAACCGUAUCAAAGAAACCGUAUCAAAGAAACCGUAUCAAAGAAACCGUAUCAAAGAAACCGUAUCAAAGAAACCGUAUCAAAGAAACCGUAUCAAAGAAACCGUAUCAAAGAAUCUGUAUCAAAGAAACUCUAUCAAAGAAACUGUAUCAAAGAAAACGUAAAAAACUGUAUCAAAGAAAUAAUCAAAGUAACUAUCAAAGAUACUGUCAAAGAUACUAUCAAAGAUACUAUCAAAGAUACUAUCAUAGAUACUAUCAAAGAUACUAUCAAAGAUACUAUCAAAGAUACUAUCAAAUAUACUAUCAAAGAUACUAUCAAAGAUACUAUCAAAUAUACUAUCAAAGAUACUAUCAAAGAUACUAUCAAAGAUACUAUCAAAGAUACUAUUAAAGAUACCAUCAAAGAUACUAUCAAAGAUACUGUAUCAAAAAGACUAAAUCAAAGAAACUUUAUCAAAGAAACUUUAUCAAAGAAACUGUAUCAAAGAAACUGUAUCAAAGAAACUGUAUCAAAGAAACUGUAUCAAAGAAACUGUAUCAAAGAAACUGUAUCAAAGAAACUGUAUCAAAGAAACUGUAUCAAAGAAACUGUAUCAAAGAAACUGUAUCAAAGAAACUGUAUCAAAGAAACUGUAUCAAAGAAACUGUAUCAAAGAAACUGUAUCAAAGAAACUGUAUCAAAGAAACUGUAUCAAAGAAACUGUAUCAAAGAAACUGUAUCAAAACGCCCAAAACUGCUGCGACAUUCCUAUAAAAAUAAAUAUAAGCUCAUACAAAAAGUCCAAUAA
Psylliodes chrysocephalus is the source of this 1797-nucleotide messenger RNA. NCBI's taxonomy places the organism in Eukaryota, Metazoa, Arthropoda, Insecta, Coleoptera, Chrysomelidae. The record is from the annotation of a GenBank genome assembly.